AUGGGUCCGAAGGGAAGCAGCACCUACGUGCGAGCACUCCUCGAUCAGGGUUCGGAGUCGUCAUUUGCUUCGGAACCCAUAGUGCAGUUGUUGGGGUUAUCAAGGAGACGCGCUUCCGUAACACUGUCGGGACUUGGUUCCACUGAGACAAGAACUGUGACCGCGAGGACGCAGUUGGUGCUACGGUCCCGCGACAAUCCUAAAUUCGAGUUUGAAACAGACGCGCUCGUGCUCCCAAAGCUCACCUCACGUCUCCCAUCCGAUAGAUUUGGUGAUCUAGAUUUGCAACAAUUUGAGGGUCUCACGCUAACGGAUCCGGACUUUUCGGUUUCCCAAAACGUAGACUUGAUUUUGGGCGCUGAUGUUUAUGGCCAGUUGCUCCGUCCCGGCCUGAAACGGUUCCCUACCUCACAACUUGUCGCUCAAGGUACGGCUUUCGGCUGGGUGAUUUCCGGUAUGGUGCUGUCCGACAAGCGGCUGGAGGACAGGACUCUCUCUUCCUUGCCAACACAGGCACUUCACUGCACGGUUGAACUAGAUUUGGAGCAGACCCUGCAACGCUUUUGGUCUCUCGAAGAGAUUGCUCCAAAUUCAAGUAAGCUAAGGCCCGAGGACGAGAUAGCUGAGCAUUUAUUCAAAGAGACUUACAGUUGCGACUCACGAAGUCGAUACGAAGUCCGGCUUUCUGUGAAACCAGACCGCCCUAGGGUAGCUAACGAGACUAGGUCAAUGGCGCUAAAAUCUCUUUCUAGUAUGCAACGUCAAUUUUCGCGAGACGCUCGAUUGGCUGAGGCGUACGGUAGCUUCAUGAGGGACUACGAACGACUGGGACGUAUGACUCGACUUCUGGCCUUAGAAAUACGGUGCGAGGAUGCGUGGUACCUUCCACAUCACGCAGUGAUUCAGGCUUCGGGUGACAAAUGGAAACUUCGUGUUGUGUUUGAUGCCCCUCGGAAAACUCGCGAAGGGCACUGUCUGAAUGACUUUUUGUGGGCAGGACCCCCCCUCCAGAGCGAUCUGUCCUUGAUCCUCUUGAAUUGGCGAAAAUACCGUUUUGCGUUCACCGCAGACAUAGUGAACAUAUUCCGGCAAGUCCUGGUCAAGUGCGAAGACCAGGAUUUGCAGAGAAUUGUGUGGGCCCCGACCGCUGACGCCAGUCCUGUUGAUUACCGCUUGCAUACUGUCACGUACGGGACAACUUGUGCUCCAUAUCUGGCCAUUCGCAUGCUUUCACAGUUGGUUAUUGAUAAAGGGGAAGUUAACCUUCCCCUCGGAGCUGAAUGUCUGAAAGCAGAGACGUAUGUUGACGACACCUUCGCAGGGGCGGAAGACCUUUCUACCGCGGUUCAGAAAAGACUCGAACUUAUAGAAUUGUUAAGAUUGGGUGGUCUCGAGCUCGACAAAUGGUCCGCAAAUCAUCCCGAUCUUCUGCCACCUCAGGCACGACAGAACUCACCGAAAGAAAUCGACGGCGACGCGUUGGUCAAAACCUUCGGGACCCAUUGGAUCCCAUCGCAGGAUGAUUUUAAGUUCCGUGCAGCGGACGUGGAAGAGAUGUCCACUGCUGCAACGAAACGUUUCAUCCUUUCGAAUGUCGCGCGUUUGUUUGACCCGCUCGGGUGGCUAGCUCCAAUCACUGUGACGGCGAAGGUCUUAAUGCACGAUUUGUGGAUUCAGAAGUGCUAUUGGGACUCGCCUCUCCCCGCAGAAUUCCGCGAGCGAUGGCAUACUCAUUACACGUCUUUGACACAGUUGCCACCUCUAUCCAUCCAUCGUUGGUUGGGGGUCGCAUCUUCCCGUUCCUACCAGAUUCAUGGCUUUUCCGAUGCGUCUCCUCGCUCAUAUGCAGCCGUGGCAUAUUUACGAAUUAACGAGGAAAAUGGUCGGUUCAGUGUUUUGCUUCUCGCCGCGAAGAACAAGGUGGCUCCCGUCAAAACGAUCAGUAUCCCGAACUUGGAAUUGUGUGGUGCUGCACUUCUCGGUUAA
Molecule: messenger RNA, 1986 nt
Organism: Neodiprion fabricii
Lineage: Eukaryota; Metazoa; Arthropoda; Insecta; Hymenoptera; Diprionidae
Exons: 1
Coding region: 1-1986 (661 amino acids)
Source: RefSeq, a predicted model, not a curated record